Messenger RNA from Strongylocentrotus purpuratus (purple sea urchin), 1325 nucleotides. RefSeq names its product G-protein coupled receptor GRL101-like. NCBI's taxonomy places the organism in Eukaryota, Metazoa, Echinodermata, Echinoidea, Camarodonta, Strongylocentrotidae. The record is from RefSeq and is a predicted model, not a curated record. Gene Ontology annotation, cellular component: membrane. The transcript has a single exon. Gene Ontology annotation, biological process: G protein-coupled receptor signaling pathway. The coding region runs from base 1 to 858 and encodes 285 amino acids. Gene Ontology annotation, molecular function: G protein-coupled receptor activity.
AUGAUUAUAAUAGCGUCAGCAGAUGUGUACUACGGAGAUUAUUUCUACCUCUUCGCAGAGCAAUGGCGUGGAUCGGUCACUUGCAAAGUCGCAGGAUUCAUCGCUGUUCUAUCCAGCGAAACGUCCGUAUUCGUACUUGCGAUCAUUACGAUAGAUCGAGUCCUUAGCGUCGUGUUCCCCUUUGGAAAACUGAAGUUUCGGGCUACUUCUGCUCGCGUUGGAGUGGCGCUUAUAUGGACCAUUGCUGUUGUAGUGAGCAUUGUUCCUUUGAUUGUUAGCUCCUACAUCAGCGGUUUCUACGGCCUGUCAGAUGUUUGUGUUGGACUACCACUCAAUGUCGAGUCAACAGAGACUGGAGAAUUAGUAUAUAAUUACGAGAGAAGGGUGUGGGAAUACCUCAAAUAUGAAACAACAAAGAGACCAAGUUGGGUGUACUCAAUCGCCAUCUUUCUCGGUGUGAAUUUCUUGAUUUUCAUCCUCAUUCUGCUCUCCUAUGUCGUCAUAUUCGUUCACGUUCGCAAGUCGGCACGCAGUGUGGCCAAUCCGGCAAGCGGUUCGGGUAGCAGUGACCGCGCCCGGGAAGUGAAGCUGGCAACACGCAUGUCUAUCAUUGUCCUGACGGAUUUCUUUUGCUGGAUGCCGGUGAUCAUCAUGGGUAUCCUUUCGCAAACAGGUGCUGUCACCCUCCCGGUAUCCCUCUACGCCUGGAGCAUUGUCUUUAUCUUGCCUAUCAACGCAUCCAUCAAUCCAUAUCUCUAUACCUUCAUCGCAAUAUGUGGUGGUUCAAAGACGAGAUCUACCUCAAGCCCUACGCAAAAGACCCGUUUCUCGACCGCGGUGUCUGAAACACGAGCAUGAUGUAGAAGUACUCAAAGUGGUGGUACGCAAUCUACCACAAACCCUGCUCUAAAGAUCCGUACCAUAAACACCAUGUCUCAGACACGAACAUAUUAAAAAGAGGGAAUAUACUGUCUUAAUCUGUCGGUUCAAAGAUGAAAUCUACCUGAAACUCAGCUGUAUAGACCCGUUAAACAUGACCACGAUGUCUGGUACACAAGUAUGCUGUAGGAUUAUACUUCAUCUGUAGGUUUAAAGACUAAAUCUACCUUAAACUCUGCUUUAGAGACCCGUUAAACAUGACCACCACCAAUUCCCUCAUUUGCAUAUUAUGGUAAUUUUUGCUAAAAUGGUCAUAAAAUUUAUAUUUUUUCCCAUGAAUUAUAUAUUCUUUAUUUUAAGCAUCCUUUUUCACUAAAUGUAUUCGUUAGACCAUAUGAAACAACAAUACGACAACAAAUUUGGAAGAGCUAGGUUAUUCCUUUUGU